This is a messenger RNA of Caenorhabditis elegans, 580 nucleotides long. RefSeq names its product TransThyretin-Related family domain (gene ttr-9). The transcript has 5 exons. Gene Ontology annotation, cellular component: cell surface; extracellular region. Lineage: Eukaryota; Metazoa; Nematoda; Chromadorea; Rhabditida; Rhabditidae. The record is from RefSeq and is marked reviewed. Bases 26 to 508 code for a protein of 160 amino acids.
UUUUAUUCGAAAAGCACGCAAAAGUAUGCAGCAGCUAACUCUCUUUAUUUCUAUUCUUUCCCUAUUCAUUCCAAUCUUUGUGUCAGCGGGAGAUGGAGCUUUUCAUGUGCGUGGAAAACUUCUCUGCAAUGGAAAACCGUAUGAAAAUGCAGAAAUCGAGUUAUACGAGAAGAAUAUUAUUGGAAAAGACACCCAUCUCGUGACAACCAAUACAACCAGUUUAGGAUUUUUCUCGAUGAAGGCAGCUGUUAGUGAGUGGAUUGGGUUCUCUCCAAAUCCCUACAUUCAUUUUGCCAACUUCUGUGAUCCUUCUAACACUAUUCGCAGCAUGCAGUGCGCCAAAACGAUUAAGAUUUUCAUUCCUCAAGAGUUUGUUAGUGACGGUCAUAUUCCGAAAAUGAUUUUCAACAUUGGUGACGUUGAGCUUACCAAAAUCGAAACGGAAAAGUAUGGCCUUGAGAAGUUUGUCUACUCGAUUUUCAGUCAAAAACAAUGCCGAGAUAUUUGAUAUCUGAUACUUGAUAAAAAGAUAUAAUAAUUUAAAAUGCAAUAAUUGCGAAUAAAUACUUGUAAAAUUCUU